UUUGUGGACUUUGGACUACAUUGUGAGAUCACGCUGCUGCACAGACACAAUUAUAUAAGAGCUCACAGUCAGACCGAGUUGAGCUCAGUCUGCUUCAGUGUUGCUGAGAGGGCCCUUCACUGUCGCACUGUAGUGCUUUCAACAGGGGUUCUGAGAGGCUUGUGUAGGAAUGCAGUGUGUUACGGUUCUGGGGCUGCUGGCUUUGCUCUGCUGCUCCUCUAUAGGGACAGUACAAGGGGGAAAGAUAGUGGUCAUGCCUGUGGACGGCAGCCACUGGCUCAGUAUGAAGAUUCUGGUGGAGGAGUUGUCUCAGAAAGGCCACGAGAUGGUGGUUUUGGUUCCUGAGGCUAGCCAGCAUAUCCGCAAUGGCAGCUACACCACUAGGACCUUCAAGGUACCCUACACAGAGGCUGAUCUGGAUGCCAUUAUUGAUGAAUUUAAGGAGGUGUCAAUGAAAGGUCCAGAGCGUUCUGAUAUUUUACUGAACAUGAAGGCGCUUACAAACUUUCACAACAUGCAAAUGAAAGGCUGUGAAGGCCUGCUGUACGACGAGCCUCUGAUGAGGAGCCUGCGGGAGCAAGGCUUUGAUCUCAUGCUGACUGACCCUUUCCUACCUUGUGGUGCGAUCAUUGGUGAUGCCUUUUCCAUUCCUGUUGUUUAUUUCUUGCGUGGGAUCCCCUGCGGACUGGACCUGGCAGCAGCUCAGUGCCCCUCACCCCCUUCUUAUAUCCCACGCUUGUUCACAGGCAACACAGACAUCAUGAAUUUUCCUCAGAGGGUCAAGAACAUGUUCAUGACUGGGUUUGAGUCGGUCCUCUGCCGAUUUGUUUAUGCCAGCUUUGAUGAACUGGUCAGCAGAUACCUUAAGAAGGACACUACCUAUAAACAGCUUUUAAGCCAUGGUGCAAUUUGGCUUAUGAGGUACGACUUCACCUUUGAAUACCCUAGACCCCUAAUGCCCAACAUGGUGACUGUUGGGGGCAUCAAUUGUGCCAAGAAGAAGCCCCUGCCAGCGGAUCUGGAGGAGUUUGUGAACGGCUCUGGAGAGCAUGGCUUCGUCGUGUUCACUUUGGGCUCCAUGGUGUCUGAACUGCCGGAGGUCAAAGCCAAGGAAUUCUUUGAUGCCUUCAGACAGAUUCCUCAGAGGGUCCUGUGGCGAUACACUGGAGUGGUUCCCAAAGAUGCACCAAAGAACGUCAGACUGAUGAAGUGGCUUCCUCAGAACGAUCUCUUAGCUCACCCUAAGGCCAAGGCUUUCAUCACACACGGAGGAACCCAUGGGCUGUAUGAAGGGAUCUGUAACGGAGUGCCCAUGGUGAUGAUUCCACUGUUCGGAGAUCAGGGAGAUAACGUCCAGCGCAUGGUGGCUCGCGGUGUCGCAGAAACCCUAAACAUCUAUGACAUAACUUCAGAGAAGCUGCUGGUGGCCCUGAGAAAAGUCAUCAAUGACAAAAGCUACAAAGAGAAGAUGAUGAAGCUGUCUGCGAUCCACAGAGACCGUCCCAUCGAGCCGCUGGACCUGGCCGUGUUCUGGACCGAGUUUGUGAUGAGGCAUAAAGGAGCAGAUCACCUGCGGCCGGCUGCUCACGACCUGAACUGGGUUCAGUACCACAGCCUGGACGUCAUCGGCUUCCUCCUGCUCAUUCUCGUGACUGUCAUCUUCGUGACCUUCAAGAGUUGCGUGUUCUGUUUCAGGAGGUGUUUGAGGAAGAGUCACAAGAAGAAGAAGGAGUGAAAGGAGACCAGUGAGUGAAUCAGGUUUUCAGGGCUUUUCUCAGUGUUUCUGUAGGAAUUCUCUGUUUGUAGUGCUGUAUAAGGUGGACUGCAGUAUCUCUUAAACACUUGAACACGUUCCACUACCUCCUUCUAGCACUGCAGGCUGUAGAUGGAUCACAGCGCUGUAGGUUGUGUUUUCUUUUUUUUUUUUAGUAUUUGAAUUUUUAGAUCUUGACCAUUUGGUAAUGGUCUAAUUGUGAGGGGUUUUUUUGAUGACCAUAUGAUUUGAUGUGCUAUGAUCUGUAUUAUGAUUCUGAAGACCCUGAUUUAGUGAAAUAUUAAUAUAGUAUAGAUUGUAUUAGAUUUAAACUUGGGGAAAAUGGAAGGGCAAACAUUCCUAUUUUUUUUCCAUUUUUCAAAGAUCGGGAUAUCUUCUAAACUUAGUUUUGGGUUUAGUUUUAUUCUGGGCUGUGAGAAUUCAUAGAAUCUAUGUUUUUAACAAGUUUAUACGUUUUAAUGUUUAUAGAAACAUUUUAAUGCAUGGACUUCAUUUCAUUUACAUCAAAUUGCUCUGCUGACAUUAAUUUUUACAUUUUUGUUUCAUGACCACAUGUGAAUUAGACUUUUUUCAGAGAAUAUAUAUUUCAGAAAUGGUUCACAUAGAUAGCUAGUUCUGUUCUGACUGUUCUCUGUACAUAUGCAAAAAUAAAAUGCUUAUUUUUCA
Messenger RNA from Colossoma macropomum (tambaqui), 2440 nucleotides. RefSeq names its product UDP-glucuronosyltransferase-like. Bases 170 to 1735 code for a protein of 521 amino acids. Gene Ontology annotation, molecular function: UDP-glycosyltransferase activity. Lineage: Eukaryota; Metazoa; Chordata; Actinopteri; Characiformes; Serrasalmidae. The transcript is spliced from 5 exons. The record is from RefSeq and is a predicted model, not a curated record.